Molecule: messenger RNA, 1927 nt
Organism: Phlebotomus argentipes
Lineage: Eukaryota; Metazoa; Arthropoda; Insecta; Diptera; Psychodidae
Product: zinc finger protein 624-like
Exons: 3
Coding region: 58-1605 (515 amino acids)
Source: RefSeq, a predicted model, not a curated record
CCAUAAAAGUAAGAGAAGAAGACAAGAAGUUCCCUGAAAAGUAAAUAAACGAGGAAAAUGGAUAUAAAAGUGGAAAAGGAAGAUCCUGAUUAUGAUCUUGAGGCUGAGAAUCAGUUCAUUGAGUGCGACAUUGUGAAAGAAGAGUAUGAUAUUCAAGAACCCCCAGAAUCUGCUUAUGAAAAGAAUUUUUCUGUAUGUCAGGAUUUUAGCAUUUGCGAGGUGACUGAAGAUAUAGAGCCAAGUGAAAAGGAACACAAAUGUCCGGUUUGUGAGAAGACAUUUCAGGAAUCAAGUGAUAUUAACAGUCAUAUGAAGUCUCACGUUAAAGAAGAGAAAUCUUUAAAGUGCGGCAUUUGUGAUAAGAAUUUUACCAUCACAUUGCGUCUGAAGAGACACAUGAGAACACACAGAGAGAAAAAUCUUGAAUGUGCACAUUGUUCAAUGAAGUUCAAUGACAAACGCAAUCUUCUUUAUCAUAUAAGAACUCAUAUAGAAAAACCGCAACCAUGUGAAAUCUGCAAGAAGAAGUAUAAGAACUCGUAUAUGCUGAGAAAACAUAUGCGAUUGAAGCAUAAUAUUAGGACCUCAUUGCGCCAAUCACAAUUUUUAUUGUCUUGUGAUGUUUGUGGUAAAAAAGUCACGAGUCAAUAUAAUUUUGAUCGCCACAUGGCAAAGCACAACAAAGGCGAAAAGAAAAUUGAACAUGAAUGCGAAAUAUGCCAAAGAGUUUUCAGUAGAAAAUCAGUCCUUACAAGACAUAUAAAAAUUCACAGCACGGAAAAACCGUUCUCAUGUGACAUUUGCAGUAAAUCUUUCCGUCUCAGGAAUAAAGUGAAAAUUCACAGAUUUGUACACUUUCCUUCUGCAGAUUGUAAAUAUUGUGGUUUGAAGUUGAAGACAAUGUAUUCAUUAAUAGGCCAUAUGAGAAAUUAUCACAGAGGCCUUAUUCAGGAUGUGGAUGCAAUUCCCAAGUGUACACUUUGCGGAAAAAUAUUUCCUUGUGCGGAAGAAUUAAGGACACAUGCGGAAGAACAUAAAUUCGAGAAACUCCUCGAAUGCUCGUUUUGCGGCAUGGAAUUUAGUAGAAAAGGUCGCCUAUCUAAACACAUUGAUAAACAGCAUCGGAAAAUACAUUUCGCCUGUCCUUUUUGCCCGGCACUUUUCGAUAAGAAUCGCUUCUUGGAAAGCCAUCUACAAGUGGAUCAUCCUGGACUGUCCAUGGACAUGAAAGGUCCUCCGUUUAAGUGUUCUAUUUGCAAGAAUGGUUAUUUGCUGCUUGAGGACCUGACGGAACAUGUAAAAAUUCAUCAGUGUACGAAGGGAAAGCAGAGAAGACGGAAAAAUUAUCUUUCUAACCCCAGAAAACAGAAUAAAGUCACUUGCAAAAUUUGUGGACAAACCCUAAUGAAGCACAACUUGCAGAAACACAUUUCAACCAGGCAUAAUGAAGAGCACAUUUUAAAUCGUAACAAAAAGAAACUCCAGAAGAAACACAUGGAAAACGGAUUUAAGUGUUCAAUCUGCACAAUUGCAUGCAAAGAUCUUCCUGAUUUGCAGCAACAUUCGAUUCUUUGUGCAAGAAAACAUCGUUAUUUAAUUGACUAAUUAUUGAAUUGUAGCUAAAAUGAAUUAUUUGUCAAUAAAAAUGCAAGUAAAUUUAAUUUUUCUUAACAAAAUAUGAUUGUCAUAGAAUUAAGAGAUCUCUUAAGAUAUCGCUAAGAGACAAAUAUUCGACUCUUUGCGAACUUUACAGCAAACUCCGCAAAUGUCAAUCGAGUAAACAAGAAAAGUGUGCACACGCAGGAAAAUGGAUAUAAAAGUGGAAAAGGAAGAUCUCUGUUAUAAUUUUGAUGCUGAUAUUCAAACAAUUAAUACAGAUUUAGUGAAGGAAGAGUAUGAGAUUCAAGAACAUCCGGAGCCUGUUGAU